Molecule: messenger RNA, 785 nt
Organism: Chenopodium quinoa (quinoa)
Lineage: Eukaryota; Viridiplantae; Streptophyta; Magnoliopsida; Caryophyllales; Amaranthaceae
Exons: 3
Coding region: 83-466 (127 amino acids)
Source: RefSeq, a predicted model, not a curated record
GUAAGUGAAGUUGAAAUUUUAGGGAGAUCAAUUGGAAUCAAAUCAUUAUAUAAGAAGCUAGCAUAUAUAUUUCACAAGGAUAAUGAAUAACAUGGGUCUCGAAUCCGGAGUAGGCAGACUCAAGAACCUAAUGAUGUCCAGGUUUGGUUACCAUCGACUACCCAAAUCGGAAUCACAACAACCUUUACUCUUUCAAGAUUCAUAUUACGAGAACGGCAAGUACGAGUAUCAAUCCAUCAAAGAUGAAGGCAAUGCAUCCUCAAAAAAGGCCAUAUCAUCCUUGGAGAAAAAGGUUGGGUUUUUGGAUGAUCAAAUUUAUGGAAUAAACUACGGCUUGCAUAAGCUUGAAACCGAUUUCCAUUCAACAUCCGUGCAACAAGUCGCAAGUCUUUCAUCUUCAGCAAUGGAAGGCGUAUAUGAAUAUGAUGAUCACCUUGAUGUGAAGAAUGAUUUGCAGGCAUGUUAAUGUUUCUCAUUUGUGUAUUUAUUGGUUAUUUACUGCGUAUUUAAAUCCGAUAUGUACCUACACCGCCAUAUUUUCCUACACAUAUAUUAAGAUAUAUGUGGUGGAUUAUGUUUAUGUUAAAAGGAAUAAAGGAUUGCCAUGUUAAAAGAUCAUCCUCGUGGCUCUUUAGCUUUAAUGAAAAUUAAUCGGUAUAAUGUUACUCAUGGUUUAAAGUUGUGGAUUAUCCUUAUAUUAUGUUAGAAGGCUAAAUUGUGACUAUAUUGUCUGAGAUCAAAUAAAAGUGUAAUGAUCUAGCUUUUUUUUUUUAUAUUUGAAACAA